Messenger RNA from Scaptodrosophila lebanonensis, 2213 nucleotides. RefSeq lists its product as uncharacterized. The record is from RefSeq and is a predicted model, not a curated record. Bases 36 to 2042 code for a protein of 668 amino acids. NCBI's taxonomy places the organism in Eukaryota, Metazoa, Arthropoda, Insecta, Diptera, Drosophilidae. The transcript has a single exon.
AAAUCUUUCCAUUUGUUUCAAAAUUGUUAGCCGAGAUGAAAACCAUAUCGUUCCAUUCUCCUGAGGUCACCGAGCCGAGCAAUCCCUCUAAGCUGUGCUAUCGAAACUACCAUAAAGGGUGUCUCGAUGAAGAGCACAAACGGCGCGCAGAUAAUUUUGAGAUGGAUCUAGAAGACAUAGCCGAGAGCUUGCAGAAGGUGAUGCGCGUUUGCGGUUUAAAGGCGUGGCAGGUGAAACAGACGCGUCCGGCCAUCAAACGCUCCUUUACCCACUAUGACGAGAUACGCCUGCGCAUCGACCGUGUGCCACGCAAGCGUUUCUGUAAGGAGGAUUUCCUACAUGAUAUGGCGCAUGAGGCAGACAUGACGCGCAUGGACUCUCAAAUGGCCUAUUCCAUUGUGAAGCGCGCUUUCCGUGCCUAUUACUACGGUACGGGGACAGAGGGACGGCGCAUCAAAACAAUGGCGAAGCAGGUUCGUCACCGCCAGGAGUGCUUAUGGUUGCAUGCAGCCAAGCGCACGGCUGAAGUGUUCGCCGCUUACACUGGUCUCAUGCAUUCGGAGCAGCAGCAAUACCUGGAGCGCAUCGAAUGUAUCUACAAAGGUCUCUACCAAGCUAUUCAGCGGCGACUUAUAUACGAGGACGAUCUGAUUUGCCCGUGCUGUGGCAAACCAAAAAAAUCUAGUGUACCCUUAUCAAGGAACCCCUCUGCGGCUGAGCUACAAGCAUCGCCAUCGGUGGACUCGGAGCCCAUGGAGGUGCUGUAUGUGAAACAGAGUCUGCUACUGACUGGUGCAGACUCCAGUUUAUCCGUUCGGCUGGAACAUGUGGCCAUGGUGAAGGGCACUUUGUCAACAACCAAUUCAAAGUUUCAAUUGAAGCCCUUGUCGAACACCCCAUCAAAGACGUCGACGAGAUCGCUAUCAAAGACGUUAUCCAAACAGCCUUCGCAUGAGAGGGAGCAGCGACCUAAAUGCACCUGCCCGUCCAUGUUAGGUGAUCGCGAGUUCACAACGGAGGCGCCGGAGAUUACUGCCGAGUGCAGUCAGGGCCCGUACACAUGCCGCUGGCUGCCAUUCGAGGAAGAUUUCACAGAACAUUUUGUGCCCUGCCCGCCAAUGGAUCAAAUUUGUCCACCCUGUGUAGAUGGCGACACUCCUUGUGAUAGUGAGUGCACGUGCACUUGCCAGUAUUGUCAUUGCCGGCCUGCUUAUGAUGUAGGUGGUGAGGAAGAGCAUUACAAUGAAAAGUGGUCUGCUUCAGGAGUGGAGGAUCAUGAUACUGACUUUUGUUUUUUGGCUCCAUUCCGCGAUUCAACUAUUAUAUGUGAUGAUGUAUCAGAGGAGGCUGAAGAGGAGUUCGAAAUGCAAUCUGAUGAGGAAGAACCUUUCAAAUGUGCUUGUGUCUGUGAAUACAAGCAACGCGCAUAUCCACACCUAUUCACCUAUCUUGCAUCCUUCAAGCUUGAGCCCCAAGCAGGGCAAGGCCAGGUACCAACUCAACUUGUAACCAAAGAAAAUCAAGAACCUCAAAAACCUCGGUGUGACAUUUCGCCGGAAACCUAUCGAUGUUGGACGCGGCCUACGCCGACACCAAGUGAAGACAAAAGUAUGGAAAGCUCACCACCUCAUUUGACAGUUCUUGGAGAAAGACGCAGAAUGUCACCCGAGGCACCAACUACCAUCUCUGUCAUGGUCAAGAAUCAGCAUCACCAGGAUACAGCUAUAGCCCAGAAGACUGUCACGCUGUCUAAGACGAGUAAAGUGAAAAGGAAUUCUAUGUCUAAAAUAAAAGUGCCAGUUACUUUGCCCCCGCAUGCUGCAGCACCAGCAUCCACCCCCAAAUCUUUGCCAGCAGCUUCUUCGAAGCCCACACCAGCUCCAACUCCUUCAGCUGCUGAUAAGAUAGCAGCUGCUGCUAAGCCUGCAGAAGUAGCCCCAAAGCAACCUGCAAGUCAGCCGUCACGUAAAGCCGAACCCGCACCAGUAGCUGAGCCAGAGCUCACAAAAGAAGAUAUUUUAGACAUUAUUGGACUAAAGUAAUCCAAGAAAAUUCAAUAAAUGUGAUUCAAUAUGUUUUGGAAAAAGGGAAAAAGAAUUGAUGUAAAGAUACGAUAUAUCCCGACAAACGACAAAAGAAGUGGCCUCCCGCCCAAUCUUUUUUUAUAUACGAGUAUGUUAAGUAUAUAAGUAUAAGUAUAUUAAGUAUCCCAA